This is a messenger RNA of Eucalyptus grandis, 656 nucleotides long. Its product is annotated as protein EXPORTIN 1A-like. The transcript is spliced from 5 exons. The record is from RefSeq and is a predicted model, not a curated record. Bases 348 to 656 code for a protein of 102 amino acids. NCBI's taxonomy places the organism in Eukaryota, Viridiplantae, Streptophyta, Magnoliopsida, Myrtales, Myrtaceae. Gene Ontology annotation, cellular component: cytoplasm; nucleus. Gene Ontology annotation, biological process: ribosomal large subunit export from nucleus; protein export from nucleus; ribosomal small subunit export from nucleus. Gene Ontology annotation, molecular function: nuclear export signal receptor activity.
GCCUUGCAAGCCUUGCAUCCAUUGCCUUGUGAAUUCUAUCAAUCGGGUUAUAAAUAGCUUUAUUUGCUUCGGAGUAACAAAGCUGUUUAUUUUGCUCAGCUCUUUCCAUUUACUUCUUCUUCUUACUCUUCUUCUUUGUUGUAAUUGCUUUUUUGUUGUAAUUGCAAUAGAGAACAGCGGCAGACCAGAUCUUGCAGGACUUUCAAAACAAUCCGGAUUCGUGGCUGCAAGUCGGGCUCAUUCUGAAAAAUACAGAAAACUUAAAUACCAAAUUAUUUGCCUUAGAGGUCUUAGAAGGCAUCAUAAAGUAUAGAUGGAACGAAUUGCCCUUUGAACAAAGAGACUGGAUGAAGAAUCACAUUUCUAAAGCCAUUGAGCAGCUCUCAAGUAAUGAAGCCUCACUUCAGAUGGAAAAGCUGUAUAUCGGCAAGCUGAACAUCAUAUUGGUACAGAUGUUGAAGCAAGAGUGGCCUGGAAGAUGGAGAGGCUUUAUUCCUGACCUUGUUUCAGCUGCAAAAACCAGCGAAACAAUCUGCGAAAAUUGCAUGGCAAUUUUGAAACUUCUGAGUGAAGACGUUUUUGAUUUCUCGAGAGGCGAAAUGACACAGCAAAAGAUCAAGGCGGUGGAACAGUCACUGAACAGGCAAGGCAUCUGA